Molecule: messenger RNA, 3121 nt
Organism: Conger conger (European conger)
Lineage: Eukaryota; Metazoa; Chordata; Actinopteri; Anguilliformes; Congridae
Product: polyhomeotic-like protein 2
Exons: 15
Coding region: 163-2727 (854 amino acids)
Cellular component (GO): PRC1 complex; nucleus
Molecular function (GO): zinc ion binding; protein binding
Source: RefSeq, a predicted model, not a curated record
GCUCUAUUCCGAGACGGCGGCACCGAACGGGAGGCAGGAAUGGUGUGGGAUAGCCGGACACGCUCGGCGCUCUGAGACCGCAGGAGGACAAGGCCCGCGCGCGCACGGUUUUUGGAGAGCACCUGCCCAGACAGAGGCCGUGGCCGAGGAUAGAGGGUCGCGAUGGAGAGUGAGCAGGGCUCAGCGUCCUGCGGAGCCGGCGGCAUGGGCCCCGGAAACCCCAACACCACCACCAACCCCAACGCCAUGACCAACCCCAACGCCAACCCCACCGCCAUGACCAACCCCAACCCCAACCCCACCACCAACCCCAGCACCAGCACCAGCACCGCCAGGCCCACCGUACCACAGAUAUCCGUCUACAGUGGGAUCCCCGAUCGGCAGACCGUGCAGGUGAUCCAGCAGGCCCUGCACAGACAGCCCAGUACAGCGGCUCAGUACCUGCAGCAGAUGUACGCAGCGCAGCAACAGCACCUCAUGCUGCAGACCGCAGCGCUGCAGCAGCAGCAGCUCAGCACCGCCCAGCUGCAGGGCCUGGCCGCCGUGCAGCAGGCCAGUCUCGUGGCGGGGCGGCAGAACUCAGCCCAGAAUGGAAGCUCAGCCCAGCAAACAGGCUCUGCCACUCAGACCACUAUUAAUCUGGCCACCUCUCCUGCGGCCGCUCAGCUGAUCAGUCGUGCUCAGAGCGUAAGCUCCGCCCCCGCAGGGAUUACCCAGCAGGCCGUGCUCCUGGGAAACGCCUCCAGCCCCGCCCUCACUGCCAGCCAGGCGCAGAUGUACCUGAGAGCACAGAUGCUCAUCUUCACCCCGACCGCCACCGUCACCUCCGUGCAGCCUGAGGGCACAGCGCCACCCGCAGGACAAGCCGCCACAGCGCAGGUACAGAACCUGGCGCUCCGGUCCCAGCAGGGCCCCACGGCCGCCCCUCCUCCCCAGGCUCAGAUCCAGGGCCUGCGGCUGAAACAGACCCCUGGGGGGCCCCAGCUCUCCCUGACCGGCCUGGCCCCCCCCGCGGCCCAGCUCAAACCCCCGGGGGGGCCGCAGGGGCCCGGGCCGGGGGGGAAGGGGCCCGCGAACGACCCCCCCGCGGAGAGGAAGGCUGAGGGCGGGGCCAGCGAGCUGGUGACCCGCAUGGUCAACGUGACCCGGAACGUCACGUCCGUCACCAACCACCACCUCCUGACUCCCGCUUACACACAGAUCCAGCCUCACCAGUUGCACCAGCAGCAGUUUGUGAUCCAGCAGCAGCCGCAGCUCCCCCAGCGGAGUCCCACCCCCCUGCUGCAGGCCGGACCCCUCCAGAACCACAACCACACCCAGAACCACGCCCAGGCCCAGCUCCAGCUCCCGGGGCAGGGCCUGCCCAUCCAGCCGGCCCCUGCCUCCCAGUGCGCCGUCCCGGUUCUGCCCAAACCGCCUGUGCCGGCGCACCAAGCCACCAUCUUCCACUCCACCCUCAGCCCCCCCCUGGCCCUGCCCAAGACCCAGCCCAUCCAGCUCACGGCCAUCAACCUGCAGAUCCAGCCUGCUCUGCCCCCAGCACCAGCACCCACACAAACACCCAUUCUGGCUGCUCGCAUGGUCCAGGAUGGUCCCGGCAAAGACCAGCCCACCCCACUGGUUGUCAGGGAGACCUGCCCCACCCCCAGCCCCCAGCAGCCCGUAUCCAUGCCCUCCCAGGGGGCCACACCGUCCGCUGAGCACUCUGGCUCCAGACUGACCCCUCUGGAACAAGAUUCGGGUGGUGCGGAGGCGGUGAAUGCGAAGCCAGGCGGGGGCAGACAUUCAGCCAUGACCUCCGGGAACGGAAACGACGGGCCGACCGUGGCCGGCAGCGCACCGCAGAACGGCGAGAGCAAGCCGCCCCAGGCCAUCGUGAAGCCGCAGAUCCUCACCCACGUCAUCGAGGGCUUCGUCAUCCAGGAGGGAGCGGAGCCUUUCCCCGUGGAGCGGCCCCCCCUCCUCAUGGACAAUCUGAUGAAGAAGCCCCACGUGCCGUCGGACAGCGAGAGGCUCCUGCCAGGAGACUGCGUCACCGACGCCGAGAUGGAGGACCUGAGUCGGCCAGAGCUGAAGGAGCAGGAGACCGAGCCCAUGCUGAAGUGUGAGCUCUGCGGUCUGGAGGACUUCGCCGGCAACUUCAAACGCUCGAAGAGGUUCUGCUCCACCGUGUGCGCGAAGAGGUACAGUGUGCGGUGCUCCAAGCGGAUGGGUCUGAUCCACCCGGACCGGAGCAAGCUGGAGAAACACAAGGGCCGGCCGCGGCGUAGCAGCACCGCCGAGACCAAAAAACAGGUGCCCCCGGCCCACCCGCCCUCCUCUGGGGCCGCAGCCUCCCCCCGCCCCCCCUCCCAGCCCCGGCAGGGGGGGUCCAGUCAGUGCUCGGAGAUGUCCAGCUUCGAGGAGCCCCCCUCGCCCCUGUCGGCCGCCAGCUCGGGGCUCCCCCGUCCCCACGGCGACCCAGCGGAGGGGCUCCCCCGGGAACUCCCCCUCCUCAGCCAGCACUUCCUGCCCAGCGACCCCGCCCAGUGGAACGUGACCGACGUGUACGAGUUCAUCUGCUCCCUCCCAGGCUGCCUGGAGAUCGCGGAGGAGUUCCGCUCGCAGGAGAUCGACGGACAGGCCCUGCUGCUCCUCAAGGAGGACCACCUCAUGAGCACCAUGAACAUCAAACUGGGCCCCGCCCUCAAGAUCUUCGCCCGGAUCAGCCUCCUCAGAGACUCAUAGCCCCCACUCCCCCCCAGACCUCUGCCCCUCGUUUGUCUCAGAGUCCUGACUGACGGACAGACACGGUGGUGCCGCAGGCCGCUUGACGGACAGCUGUCAAUCAGCCUGUUUUGGGGAGCCUCCAGGGGCUCUGAACCGCAUGAACUGGACCCAGGAGCAUCAGCACAACCACGGGGUUUCCGACCCGGUCCGCUACUUCAGUCCAGCUCCAGAAGUUUCCAGAACACAAGUUCCUAUCGUUCCAGCCAGUACUGUUGGAGAUGUGUACCAGUUGGCCACUUAUGCUUUUCCAAUAAUUCUAAUAUAUUUUUAUUUUUUAUGACUGGAACCCUAGUGGUCUACGUGUUGUUUUUUGUUGUUGUUAAUAAAUGAAAAAUAAAUCGCGUGUUUCAGA